GUGAAAGCUUCUCUCCUUGUCACUUGUUAUCAUAAUCACUCAGCCUGGCCAUCAUUGUGUUAUGUUAAGUAGCGAGUCUGCUUUCUGUCUGUUGCUCUUUCUUCCUUGCGUUUCAAUUCCAAACAUGGUUAUCCUUCUCAGGCUCUCUAUCCCCGCCUCUCCAACUCCAUGUUUCCAGCAGUCCAGUGUAGGACAGGGAGCAGAAGCAGAGACAGUAUAGUGCUGAUAUUGUCAAAUUGAAAAGGGAAAGUGGGUGUCAAUGGAACGGAAUUAUGAAGCUUCUUUCAUUCCAAAUAUUUUUGGCAGUAAGAGGUGUAUUGGCUGUUAGAGGCUGAGGGGAACAAUAUAUACAUAUAUGACAUUAAUUUUAUAUUUUUAACAUACCUUGGGCUUAUGAACCUCUACUUUUUCCAACAAGGUAUUUGAUGACACUUUUUUUUUUAAUUCAGUUUCCACUGAAUUGAAGACCACGGAGCCAAAAACAUGAAUAGUGACGACCCUACCUCGAUUGACUCUAUAAUUUACAAUCACACACUCUGCAAUGGAUGGACCAACAGCUCCGAAGGUGCCAUCUACCAUCUGGGUAACACCAUUCUUUUUUUGGGCUAUAUGGGUGGUAGUGGAGCAUAUGGGGCUCUGUACAUCUUGAGCUUUUUGACUCCCGCUUUCCUCUGUCUGGCUCUGUGGGGCUGGUUGACACUGUGUGGCCUUGAUGUCUUCCUCUGGAAUUUGCUGCUGAUGCUGCAGUGUUUGGCCCAGGUGUGUCAUCUGAUUUUUCGGCUGAUGCAGGAUGGUUUAGCUAAUGAGGAGCUUUCUGCGCUUUACACAGCGGUCUAUCUACCUCUGGAUGUACCUGUGCAGGUGUUCAAAGAGAUCACAGCUGCCAGCAAGAGCAAAGUGCUCUCUCUAGCGGCUGAGGAGACGUAUGCUGUCGAGGGGAAGACGCCCAUUGACCAGUUGUCUUUUCUUCUUUCUGGCAGGAUUAGAGUGUCCUUAGAAGGUCAGUUUCUCCAUUAUAUCUUCCCUCACCAGUUUCUUGAUUCUCCAGAAUGGGAGUCUCUAAGACCAACAGAGGAAGGGAACUUCCAGGUGACACUAACCGCAGAGACGGACUGCUAUUACAUCUCUUGGCGAAGACGUCGGCUUUAUCUUCUGCUGUCUAAGGAUCGUUACAUUGCCCGACUUUUCUCAGUCAUGCUCAGAAGCGACAUUGCUGACAAACUGUACUCGCUAAAUGACAAGCUGUUUGCCAAGAGUGGUGUGCGUCUUGAUAUCCGUCUGCCCAGUCUCUACCAUGUCCUUGCCCCUUCGCCACAGGGCAGUGAGGGUGGCAGUGCUAGUUCACCGACCAGCAGGAGCCAAGGAGAUGCUACAGUCAUGACGGGUGAUCCAGAACCGUCUAACCAUGGCUCAGAUGCAAGAAACAUCCAUCCGGACCAGGGAAAGACCCCGGUGUCUAAAUCUCCACACCAGCUCUGGCCCUCAGACACAGAGAUGCCCUCUGGUGAGGAUUCAACCAGCUUGGUUCUGGAGGACUUUGUUGAUAUGACAGGCUCUCUAAUGGACUAUGGGAAUGAGAGAGAUUAUUUGAAGUAAAGUUUGGGGUGUUGACGCUAACACACUGGGACACUUCUUAAAUCACAAUGUAAGUACACAAGUAAGGAUUGACAGGGGGGUCGGUAUACACGGGGCUGGUUUGCAUGAAAAGGCACAACUGCACUAACUGGACACUGAACUGCACAAACAAUGACUGAUUAAAGGGGUCAUAUGAAGUUGCUAAAAAGAACAUUAUUUUGUGUAUUUGGUGUAAUGAAAUAUGUUCA
This is a messenger RNA of Cyprinus carpio (common carp), 1823 nucleotides long. RefSeq names its product popeye domain-containing 2-like. The record is from RefSeq and is a predicted model, not a curated record. NCBI's taxonomy places the organism in Eukaryota, Metazoa, Chordata, Actinopteri, Cypriniformes, Cyprinidae. Gene Ontology annotation, cellular component: sarcolemma. Gene Ontology annotation, molecular function: cAMP binding.